Molecule: messenger RNA, 1548 nt
Organism: Pseudoliparis swirei
Lineage: Eukaryota; Metazoa; Chordata; Actinopteri; Perciformes; Liparidae
Product: leucine-rich repeat-containing protein 27-like
Exons: 11
Coding region: 167-1459 (430 amino acids)
Molecular function (GO): protein binding
Source: RefSeq, a predicted model, not a curated record
CUAGUGAGCCGGGCGUCUCCAAGCUCGUGUUGCACAUUUUCAUAUUUAUUUAUUUUAGCGUUUGACAGAGGGUUUUAUUGUAUGUGAAGAAGAGACCGGAGACACCCGAGUGCACAGCAUACGAGCAUGUUUAUUCAACUUCCAGACGCAGAGAACCACCUGAGCAAUGGACGCUAGACAUCCAAGCGUCUCCUCCACGGUGUCCUCCCCGGACGGGAAGGAGGAGGAGGAGGAGGUUCCUGACCCGCAGCUACGCUUCGUCUUUGGGGACGGCGUUGUCCAACCACAGACCCGCCGCCUGCUGCCGGAGGACGGCGAGCAACAGGAGCUCCCUGGGAGUUUCUCAAAAGAGACGUUACACCUGUGCAGAACUCAGCUGAAGCGCGUCACUGAGAGCAUCUUGAGAACCAGGCCGCUGAAGUAUUUAUAUCUUGAAGGCAACCAGAUAUCCAAUAUCCCAGAUUCAAUGUUCACCUUCUUGCCAAACCUGCUGUGGCUGGACCUCAGGAAUAACCACAUUACAUCCCUCCCGCCCAAAAUUGGCUCGCACAGGGCUCUGAACACGAUGCUUCUGGAAGGAAACCCCAUCGCAGAACUGCCACCAGAGUUGGGGAAUGUGAUCACCCUCAAGGGCCUGAACCUGAGGAACUGCCCCAUCCGUUUCCCUCCGCCACACAUUGUGAGCCAGGGGCUCCGCAGUAUCCUCCAGUACCUGAGGGGCGCCAUGGCGAUGCGGCCGGUGAGCCCUUCAGAGCUGCCGCCGGUGGAGAAGCUCCAGCUGUCGGAGCUGACGGGGUCCGGCGCCGAGGAGUCGGUGGACGAGGACGAGCUGCGGAGGUUCAGGGACCUCAGACACCGGAUGAUCCUGCUGGACGAGGCCGAGCUGAGCCCGUUGCCGAGGUCACGCCUUCUGCCCCCCGUCAAACGGAAGAAGGCAGCCACCAGAGCCGCCGCGGCUCCCCAGCUGGUCGACACUCGGCCGAGGAAAGAGGAAAGGAGGCAGGCGGCCGUGAAGGAGCUGACGGAGAGACGGGCCGUGGUGGAGCAGAGGAGGAAGAGCCAAGAGGCUCUUCGGAAGUGGCGUUCACAAGCCAAGGUCGCCCAGGAAAAGAAAACGCCCAGGAGGAAGAAGCACGCGGAACAAAGACACCAAGAGGAAGCAGAAGCGGAUUCAAAACCCGGUGUGGGUCUGGCCUUGUCCAUCCCAGGGGGUGAGGAGACCAGAUCCGCCCGCGAGCUGGAGCGGCGGAUCCGCGACCACGUCGACGAGAUACAGGAGAGACGCCGGAAUCCCAGGGGCACCAGCAGCGAGCAGAUGGCGGCGGCAGAGACGGACCUGGAGCAGAUGAGGCAGUUGCAGGCUCGGCUCCUGGAGAGGAAGAGGAAUCGGAGAGGAGAUGGUGGAAAGAGCUUCACGGUCUUCACCGGAGACACCUGGCCGAGUCUCAUCGACAAGUAGAUUUGAGACAAAUAACUUUAUGUAUGACCACUGCACUGCUCAUAUCAUUCAAAACAAAUAAAGAUCUCAUGCUGUUACUGGACAAGUGA